Messenger RNA from Exaiptasia diaphana, 2020 nucleotides. Its product is annotated as multidrug resistance-associated protein 4. Gene Ontology annotation, biological process: transmembrane transport. The coding region runs from base 6 to 1967 and encodes 653 amino acids. Gene Ontology annotation, molecular function: ATP hydrolysis activity; ABC-type transporter activity; ATP binding. Lineage: Eukaryota; Metazoa; Cnidaria; Anthozoa; Actiniaria; Aiptasiidae. The transcript has 3 exons. Gene Ontology annotation, cellular component: membrane. The record is from RefSeq and is a predicted model, not a curated record.
UCAAGAUGUACGCUUGGGAAUGGAAUUUCCGAGAUUUUGUAAAACGUAUCAGAAGAAAAGAGGUUCAAAUGUUUCGAAUAAGGAGUGUCAUCUACACCUCGAACUUCAUCACAGCUACACCAAUUGCGCUAUUUAUUACAAUUGCUACACUUCUGUACACUGGGGUGUCUCUCACCUACUUUAAUGUUUUUACUCUAUUGGUUUUAUUGAGCCUUUUACGAACUGCCAUUUGCAUUAAUACAACCAUUCAGGUCCUCUUUUUGAGGGACGGUAUCGUUUCCUUGGUGAGAAUUGAAAACAUUGUAAAAUGUUUGGCUGAAACUGAAACCAUUAAAGAGAGUGAGCGAGACAACAAAGGUUUCGAUGAUAUGGAAGAAAUCCAGUUUAAAACUCCAAAAGGGAAAAGUUACUUCCAAGACACAUAUAGUAAUCCAUCUCGGAAUGAAAUCAUUCUCCUACGCUCAAAAAGGUUGACUGGGAAAGACGAAUUUCCCUCUACUGAAACUCUAUCAAUGGAAAAUGCAUUUGCAGUUUGGGAUCCGCAACGUGUUAAUUGCAGCCUUCAAGACAUUUCUUUGGAGAUAAUGCCAGAGCAUCUUACAAUAGUCACUGGUCCUGUUGGAAGCGGCAAAACCUCGCUAUUGUCAGCUUUCCUCGGUGAACUCUCUCUUAAAAGUGGCGUUGUCCGGGGGCAAGGAACAAUUGCAUACGCGAGCCAAAUUCCUUGGGUCUUUUCUGGAACAAUUCGUGACAACAUUCUCUUUGGAAGGCCUUUUGUUCUCGAAAAGUACUGUCAUGUUCUUCAAGUCUGCGAACUUGAGGCAGACAUGAAACACUUUGCAAAAGGUGACUUGAGCUUUAUUGGUCAUAGAGGAGUUUGCUUAAGCGGUGGUCAGAGAGCGCGAGUUAGUCUAGCCCGUGCUUUGUAUUCUGAAGCAGACGUAUAUUUGUUAGAUGAUCCGUUGAGUGCCGUGGACGCCAAAGUAGGAAGUCAUCUGUUUGAAAAAUGUAUUCGUGGAGUUCUUUGCAAAAAGAAGAUAAUACUAGUCACCCACCAGAUUCAGUACUUGGAUAAAGCUGAUCAAAUAGUAAUUAUGGAAGAUGGUCGSAUAGCAUUCAAAGGCAGCUACAAUGAACUUCAGCAGGCUAAGCUUSAAAUCUGCGACACGCAAAUCUAURAUAAGAAACCCAUGGAAAGGRAUCGCGGACGCAAUUUGACCAGUGGAUCAACAAAAGCCAGUGCAGACGAGAUUCUGCAACUGGAAUUAGAUGAUGACGGAGAAGAAUGUCCGGCUGGUUCUAUCAGCUGGAAAGUCUACUGGUCAUUCUUAAGAGCAGGUUUUCCUGCAAUCGGAAUUGUACUUCUUUGCUGUGCUUUCCUGGCUAGUCAAGCUUUGCAGAUAGCUCCAAAUCUGUGGCUUUUACAAAUGGUGGACAUGAAUUAUGAAGAUCAAAAAAGUGCAUUUAGCUUUGGUGUACUCUCCUGUUUGGUCUUUCUAGCCGUAGUCUCGGCAGGUUUGCUAUAUGUCUUUUUCCCUCUUGUUGUUCUUCACUCGUCAGCGAAUCUUCAUGACCGAAUGGUUGUAGCUAUCCUCAAAUCACCGGUCUUAUUCAUGGAUACGAAUCCCGUUGGAAGAAUAAUGAACAGAUUUUCUAAAGACACUCGYUGCAUCGAGCAACUUYUGCCUCGAACAUUCSUGGUWACGAUUGUAAUGAUGUUACAAUUUGUUGGCAGCAUGGUAUUAACUGCAUUAGUCGAGUAUUGGUUUGUGAUUCCAGUGGUUCCAAUUGUUCUUCUAUUUUGUUUCGUUUGCUGGUUCACCUUGAAGAGCAGUCGAGAGCUCAAACGUUUGGAAUCUAUCAAAUGUAGUCCCAUUUAUGCACACAUUGCUGAUACAAUMAACGGUCUGGAAGCAAUUCAUGCAGCCAAAAUGGAAAAGGAGUUUGUAAGUCAGCUUUGCAGGUAGGCUGUGACUGGUUGUUUGGUUAUUUUGUGAAMGCGUCCAGCUCUUUCUUUAUA